GGCUGACUGGGGCGUGUAGUUUUUUUUUCCUACGACGCUUUCCCUGGAAAGGGAAAUGCUUCGCUCCUCAAUGUCGAGCUGUCCGCGCUUUUUUCCCGUCCAGUUUGCGCGAGGGUCCCGUCUACUCCAUUCCCCAAGGAGCACGCCUCUCGUUAUUUCCUUGGAAUUCGUUUUUUACCCGCUCUAGGUAGUAGUGCUUGUCCGAACUCGGAGCGUUUUGUCAACGGUUCGUCGAGCAAAGCAUUUUGGGACUCGGAGUUUUCUUCGAGGACUGCCCUCUGGGCAUUGUAGUCCCGCGGGAGUUUUGACCGGGCGCUCAUGCCAGUGGAAGCAUAUCCGGGCUCUUCUGAAUGUGGGCGAGGGAUGUUUGAUCGCGUUGCUUAGCAGCGUCCGUCCCCACCUUAAACGACCGCGGAAGCCAGCGAGGGAAGACAAAGGAAAGGCUGAAGGUGGGAGGAGAGGCGGUGGAAAAAGUAAAUGAAUAUUCAGGAUGGCACCUAUUUUGGAAUGGAAGAAAAUUAUGAGAGUAGAUCCUGAUGGUUUGCCUCGUCAGGAGGAACUAGCAGAUAGUUUGCUUGAGACUGUGGCCAAGGUUGAUGGUAAUGCUUUGAAAGAUGAGACUCCUGCACAUUUAAUUCAACUUUUUAAAAUUUCUCAAUCACUAAUGAAGAUGAAAAACCAAGAAGUAGAACUGGCUCUAGAAGAAGUUGAGAAAGCUGGAGAAGAGCAAGCUAAAUUUGAAAAUCAAUUAAAAACUAAGGUGAUGAAGCUAGAAAAAGAAUUAGAGAUAGCACAGCGAUCCACUGGAAGCCGUGAUACUCGAUUUCUGCGUGAUGAAAUCCGCCAGUUGGAAAAACAGUUGUCACAAAAAGACAGAGAAUUAGCAGACAUGGAAAAGGAUCUAGACAAAGAGAAGAAAGUUAAUGAACAGAUAACUCUUCGAAAUGAAGAAACAGAAAAUGAAAACAGCAAAUUAAGAAGAGAGAAUGAGCAGCUUCGUCAGGAUGUUAUUGACUAUCAGAGACAAUUAGAAACACAAAAGGAAACACUUCUCUCAAGAAGAGGAGAAGAAUCAGAUUACAGGUCACAGUUAUCUAAAAAGAAUUUUGAGCUUGUUCAAUACCUAGAUGAAAUUCAGAAUUUGACAGAAGCUAAUGAAAAGUUAGAAACACAAAACCAAGAAAUGAGGAAAAAUUUAGAAGAAUCUGUGCAAGAAAUGGAGAAUAUGACUGAUGAAUACAAUAAAAUGAAAUUUAUGGUGCAACAGUCUGAUAUUGCUAUGGAUCAGCUAAGAAAAGAAAAAGAGCAAUAUAGACUACAGGUGCAUGAGCUGACAGAGCAACUUAAAACAAAGAAUGAAGAAGAUGAUCCGCUUAUGGCAGCUGUAAAUGAAAAAGUGGAGGAAUGGAAGAGAAUUUUGGUUUCCAAAGAUGAUGAAAUAAUUGAAUAUCAAGAAAUGUUGUUGACUCUGAAAGAGAAGCUGAAAAUGGCCCAGAUGGAUUCUGACAAGAGCAAUGUUCUUGCCCUCCAGCAGGGUGUGCAAGAAAGAGACAGUCAGAUCAAAUUGCUCACUGAACAGAUUGAACAGUAUACAAAGGAGAUGGAGAAAAAUGUAUUGAUCAUUGAGGACUUGAAAAGAGAACUCCUGAAAGAUAAAAGCGGGCUGUCGAUUACUCAACAGGAUCGUAUUGGAGAAAUGCAAGGAAAGUUACAGAUGCUGGAAGAGAAAAUCAAGGAUAGUGAAAGGACAGCAGAACUUGCAGAAGCAGAUGCAAGAGAAAAGGACAAAGAACUUAUUGAAACUCUGAAGCGAGUGAAAGAUUAUGAAACUGGAAUAUAUGGCCUGGAAGAUGCUGUUGCUGAAAUAAAAGGUUUAAAAAAGCAACUCAAAAUAAGAAAUAAUGAAAUUGAAACAUUAAUUAAAGAAGUUAAUAAACUUGAAUUUAAAAUCAAUGAUCUUCUUGAUGAAAAUGAAGAUCUUCGGGAAAAGCUAGGGCUUGAUCCCCAAACAAUGAUUGAUUUAACUGAACUGAAAAAUAGCAAAGCAUUAAAACAACAACAAUACAAGGCUGAAAAUCAAGUCCUGCUGAAAGAGAUUGAAAGAUUAGAAGAAGAAAGAGUUACCCUGAAACAACAAAUCCGUAAAUUGGCUCAGGAGAAAGGAAGAAGAGCUGCAACUUUAGGACUGGAUGCAGAUGAUCUACAGCUGAUUGAUAAUUUUACUGAAGAUUUGAAGACGAAAAGAGAGAGAUCUGAGUUAAUGAGUACAUCUAACUUUGAUAAACUUAAAACACAGAAUGAGCAGAUAUUAAGAGACUUGUUCGCCAAGAACACACUGAAUAAAAAUGCAGAGCUAGAGCUUGAAAGAUGCAGGAGCCAGAAAUUUGAGAAUGACUACCUUGCCAAAGAAUUAAAUGAACGAGAAAGAGAUUUGGAACAAAACAGGAUUGUAAUAAUGAAACUGAAAUCCAAUUUGAAAGAGUUGGUACAAGAAAAUAAGCACCUUCAACAAGGCAUGAAAGAAAUUUUACAAGCAAUAAAGGAUUUGCAAAAGGAUCCAGGUAUGAAAGAUGGAGAAAGUGCUCUUAUGAUUCCUAGUCUGGAGCGAUUAGUACAUGCAAUUGAAUUAAAGAAUGCAGAAGGAACUUUUGAUGCCCGCUUGCAUUUGAAGGCCCAAGUGGACCAACUGACAGGCAGAAAUGAAGAAUUGCGCAAAGAAUUGAGAGAAUCUCGGAAAGAAGCAGUAAACUUUUCUAACCAGCUAGCUAAAGCAAAUACAAAAAUUGCGAACCUAGAAAAUGAAAUUGAUAUGCUGAAAAAAUCAGAAGGUGGCAAUGUAAUAUUUAAAUCAUCAAAUCUUCCGGAAGGGAUGUCUCCUUCUAGUGUGAACAUGAUUAAUUCCCAGAAUGAGUAUUUAAUACACCUUUUGCAGGAAUUGGAAAACAAAGAACAGCUCUUCAAAAAAUUAGAAGAGGCAAUAGAAGAAUAUAAGAGAAAAUUUGCAGUUAUUCGACAUCAACAAGGCUUGCUGUAUAAAGAAUAUCAAAGUGAAAGGGAACACUGGAAAGCUGCUAAUGAGAAAAUACUACAGGAAAAGAAAAGAUUGGAGUAUCAAAAGGAGGAAGAUGAUAUAAAAAUAAAGGAAUAUACUGAUUUAUUGGAUGCACUUGAAAAGGAUACUGAUGAUACUAAACAACUAUUAAUGGAUUAUAGUAGAAAAAUUACUGUUCUGAGAGUCAAUGAAAGAUCAGUAUCAAGACAAUACACAACAUUGCUUGAAAUGGAAAAGCAUCUUCGCAAAGAAAAUGAGAAAAUGAAGACUGAGAUGAUAUCAAUGGAGGUAACAGUUCGAGAGAAGAUUGGAUCUUUGCAAAGGUUCAAAGAAAUGGCAACUUUCAAGAUAGCAGCAUUGCAAAAAGCAUUGGAUGAUAGUGUACCUCUAAAUGACCUUGAAAUGGCUAAUAAACAAUAUAAUGAGUUAACUGCUAAAUACAGGGAUAUGCUUCAAAGAGAUAACUUGCUUAUUCAAAGAACAAACAAUGUGGAACACCUUGAGCAUGAGAACACAUCUCUGAAAAAUCAGAUAGAAUCUUUGAAUAAGGAACUAGAAAUUACAAAGGAGAAAUUUCAUACAAUUGAACAAGCCUGGGAACAAACAGCAAAACUUGGAGACAGUGCUACAGACAAAGCUACAAAGUCCAUAACCAACAGUGAGAUUGUUUCUAUUUCUAAGAAAAUUACUAUGCUUGAAAUGAAGGAACUAAAUGAACGUCAGAGAGCAGAACAUUGUCAGAGAAUGUAUGAACAACUACGAUAUACAUUAAAACAAGCAGAAGAACGUAACUUUGAACUGGAAACAAAAUUUGCUGAGCUUACAAAAAUCAACCUUGAAGCACAGAAGGUAGAACAGUCUUUGCGAGAUGAACUGUCAAACAGUGUGAGUAAAGAAAUAAGUGAUGUGGAUAAACAUCGAAUAAUGGAGCUAGAGAAAAGUGAAACUGAACUCAAGAUUGAGAUAUCAAAGUUAAAGGAGCUUUCUGAUAUUGCUAAGGCACAAGUUACUGCACUGGAGAAUCGGCAACAAUCGAGAGAUAAGGAAGUGGAAUCACUCAGAAUGCAGAUUUUGGAUUAUCAGGUACAAUCAGAUGAAAAAACACUUAUUGCAAAAUUACAUCAGCAUAUUGUGGCCAUUCAGGUUAGUGAGGCUACAGCUAUGACUAAGUUGGCAGCUGCAACAUCAAAACUUCAGAAGGCAGAGAUCGCUAAUAUGCGCUUAGAGCAAAAAUUGGAUGAUAAAGAGCAAGCAUUGUAUUAUGCAAGAGUUGAAGGGAAGAAUAGAGUCAAACAUUUACGCCAAACUGUUCAGUCAUUACGGAGGCAAUUUAGUGGUGCUUUGCCCUUAGCUCAACAAGAGAAGUUCUCCAAGACUAUGAUUCAACUGCAGAAUGACAAACUUAAAACUAUGGAAGAUAUCAAGAAAGCUCAGCAAGAACGUCGAAAUGCAGAGAACAGAGCAGUGGAGAUGGAGAUGAAAUUAAAAGGAAUAGAAGAACUAGUAGCCACUUUAAAAGAUGCAAGAGGAGCACAAAAGGUAAUUGAGUGGCAUGUGAAAAUUGAAGAACUUCGCCUCCAACAACUUAAACUAAAUCGUGAAUUAUCCAGGAAAAAUGAGGAGAUUAAAUAUUUAAAAAAUAUCCUCUCUGAAUAUGAACAGACAAUCAAUCAUUUGGAAGAAGAAAUUGUUCAGCAGGGCCAGUUCCAUGAGGAGCGACAGAUGGCCUGGGAUAAAAGAGAAGUAGAAUUAGAACGUCAGCUGGAUAUAUAUGACAGUCAGAAACAGAACCUAUUAAGUACAGCUCAGAAGUUUAAUGAAGCUGCAGGUACACUUCCAGAUCCUAGCUUGACUCUUCCACAUCAGCUUGAGCAAGCUCUUAAAACAGUUAGGGAACAAAGUCGAACAAUUCUGGAAAUGCAAGCCACCUGCAAAUCUGUAGAAGAGAAGCUAAAAGAAAAAGAAGCCGCUUUGUGGAAAGCAGAGCAAAACAUCUUGUCACGAGACAAAGUCAUAAAUGAACUAAGACUGCAAUUGCCAGCAUCAUCCGAAAGAGAGAAAUUGGUAGCGCAGCUAGAUCAAAUUGAUGAUAACACCUACCCCCAUGCUCUGAAAAUCGCACAUCAGACCAUUGCAAAUAUGCAAGCUAGAUUAAAUCAAAAAGAAGAAAUUCUGAAGAAGUACCAACAUCUUUUGGCCAAAGCACGAGAGGAACAAGAAGAAAUUGCAAAGAAACAUGAAGAAGAGCUCAGAGUUCUGCACCAGAAAUUAGAUGUACACGUUGACAGUUCCUUUAAUAAAUUCAAGCAAACAGCUUUAGAGUUGAUUCGAAAGCCUUCUUUAGCUGUUCCGGCAAGUAAGCAUUUAAUUCGUCUGGCAGAACUGGAACAAACUAUAGCAGAACAGGACAGUUCCCUUAAUUCCCUUCUCAGCAAAUUAAAGAAAGCAUCGUCUGACUUACAGAAGCAAAAGCAGAUAACUGCAGUAAAAAUCAAGGAGUUUGAUAACAUCAGGGCCCAGCUUGAGGAGGAGCAUCAAGGUAGAGUUAAAAGACUGCAAGAUGAAAUAGAAGAAUUAAGGAGUUUGUUGUCAAAAAUGGGAAAAGAGCUACUGAAUAUAAAAAGUGAGUUGGAGAUACAAAGAGAAGCAAAUAGCAGGUCUCCAACAACUACAAUGAAGAAUCUAGUGGAACGACUAAAGAAUCAGCUAGCUUUAAAAGAAAAGCAACAAAAAGCUUUGAGCAAGGCACUUCUGGAACUCCGAUCAGAAAUGACAGCAGCUGCAGAGCAACAGAUAAUUUCUGUAGCAUCACAAAAGGAGGCACAUAUGAAUGUUCAGCAAAUUGUUGACAAGCACACAAAGGAAUUGAAGAGUCAGAUUGAAGAUUUAAAUGACCAAUUGUUAAAACUUAAAGAUGCUCUUAAAUUAAGCAAAAAUAAAGAGAGUUCUCUGUUAAAUGAUAUGGAUGAUUUAAAUCAAGAACUUCAGAAAAAAAUGAAAGCCUACACUAAAGUUCUAAGGCAGAAAGAUGAUAUGGAAAAGGAGAAUGAAGAACUGAAAAAGCAGAAUAAAAGAUUAACCAGUUCAAUUCAGAGUAAGGCUGAUGAGCAAACUCUAAUAGAUGAACUUCAAAGAAAAAUUAAAAAAAUGGAAAUGGAGCUGGGAAAGAAGAGUGAUGAAUCAGAAAAAAAGAAUCCAAGAGAAGACAGGGUGUUGAAAAAUCCAAGGGAAGAAUUAAUUAAAUGGGAGGAAGGUAAAAAAUGGCAGACCAAAGCUGAUGGAAUGAGAAACAAGCUGAAAGAAAAAGAAAAGGAGAUAGAAACCCUAAGCAAACAGCUUAACACAAUGAAGGAACUUUUUUCCAAGUUAAAUCAAGUAGCCGAUUUAAAAGAAAUGUGUGAGAUCCUGAAGCGAGAAAAGAGAGAAGCUGAGUGGAAAUUAGGCAAUGUCAGAGGGGCUGGAAGAAGUGGGAAAACAAUUCCGGAAUUAGAGAAAACAAUUGGCUUGAUGAAAAAAGUUGUAGAGAGAGUCCAGAGAGAAAAUGAAGAGCUAAAAAGGGCCCCUGGAGUAGUGUCUAAUGAAAAAGUUGCCAGACUUGAGCAAGAAAAUGAGGACUUAAAGUCUGAAAUGGAAAAACUGAAACUUCACUUUGGAAGUGAACUAAGUGCACGAUAUGAACUGAAAACCAAAGGCACAGAAAAAAUCAUUGCUGAAAAUGACAGAAUACGUAAAGAGCUGAAAAAGGAAGUAGAAAAUGCCGAAAAACUGCGAAUGGCAAAGAAUAACCUUGAAAUAAUAAAUGAGAAACUGAAUGUGGAAUUGGAAGAGACAACAAAGAAAUUAAAUUUAGCAGAAAGCAGAAUCCCAAAACUUGAAGACGCUGACACCAAGAACUGGAAAUCCAUAGUUAUAACAAGGAUGUUUGAAAAUAAACUCAAAGAAAUGGAGUCUGAAAUUGCCAGAAAAAAUCAAACUAUUAGUGAUCUUAAAAAGAAAUUACAACAGCCAACAGAGAGUAGAGAUAAAAAUGAAAACUGUAUUGAAGACUAUCUUAAAGAACAAGCUGAAGUCCUCAAAAGUGUUCCCGAGGGUACCAAAACAGAGCAAGAAUAUGUCAGAGAAAAUCAACUUUUCCGAUUAACUAAUCAUGAUUUGGAAAAGGAAAAAGAACAAAUUUACAUGAUGGAAUCUUCUCAAAAUCAAAGAAAACUUAGAGAUGACCUUGCAGCUGAGAAAACUGGAAACUACAAACUAGUGGCAGAGGUAACAGACCUCAAGACACAGCUUAAAUCUUCAGAUUUGGAACAGCAGCGACUUCAUGAAGAAAUCAAAAAGCUUAAAAAUGAAUUGGACCACUUUGAUCCAGCCUUUUUUGAGGAAAUCGAAGAUUUAAAAUAUAACUAUAAUGAAGAAGUUAAAAAGAAUAUUGUCUUAGAAGAGCAAUUGAAAACACUUUCUGAAAAAUUUGGAGUUCAAGUAGACAUUCCAGGUAGAAUUUCUGUUGACUAAAACAUUUUCUGUUUGAAAAAACAUUUCCAAGAUACUUGCCAAUACUGUGUAUUUAAAGAUAAAUUAAAUAUUUGCAUCGAAAAUGAAAAACAUGCUCAUGAGUGAGGUAUUUCCCCCCACUUAUUUUAAAGUCAAUAAAAUGCAGAUUAUUUCUGCUAUAUGUAAGUCUUAUACUGUACAGUUUCUUUCAAGUCUUAACAAAGUGCCUGCCUGAUUAAUCUGGUUUAGGGCUUCCACAAGUUUAAAGACAAAAGAAAGAUUAAAGGAAUUAUAAUAAUGUAAAUUUGCUACUUCUAAAUUGUGCUAAUUUAUUAGUAUAUAUGUAUAUAUUUUCUAUGUUUGAAUAAUAUAUAUGAAUUGUGAAUAAAACAAUACAUUCCUAAUUUAAAAUGUUUAAGACAAGUUAUGUUGAAUAAAAGUGUUACAAACUUCAAGAUCAUUUUUCAUUAAUUAGAUGUUCUUGAAUAAGAUAAAAUGCUGCUUUGUUUUGACAGAAUUGGAGUUAUGCUUCCUUAUAUCUGCUCCAGAAAAUUAGAUGUUCUACAUCAGAUUUUAGGAGCUCCAAAGGGGCCAUAGAAUAACAAGUCACUGCAUAAGCAGAUAUCUGUUCAUGAUCCUAAUGUACAUAAAAUUCUACUACAAAUAUUAUAAAGUUAUUUAUGAUAAUUAAAAUCUCUAUAAAUGAAGAAUCUUAUCUAAACAUUUUAAAAGAGAUGCCAGAAUGGGAAGUUGUUCCUUAUGUGUUCAUAAUUAGUGCAGGUAUUCCUUUCUAAAAAAAUACAUGGAAGCAAGGAAUCAGACUGAUCCUAUAUAUUUUAAGUAAAAUGACUUACUUAAACUAUUCAUGACUGAUAAAUAUUGAAAAAUGUUCUCCAAUGCUGGUAGCAGUGUUUAAACUACCACAAGAUUUUACUGUAAGGUUAUAUAGUUUCUAAAAGUUUUCUUCUUUUAUGCCUUCACUGCAUAAAGUCUAUUAAACUUAAAUGUUACAGUGCCAGAAAAAAUGGAUACAUGAUUUUUUUUAAUGAGAUAAAACUUGUGAGAUUAAUAGUUAAUUUUCACUGCUUGAAUAAAAGCAUGUUGCAUAUUUCACCUUUAGGAACUGAAGGUUUUCUUUAUAGCUUUUCUACUGAAGUUUCUCCAGUUAUAUACGUGUGUGUGUGU
This is a messenger RNA of Pseudonaja textilis, 8725 nucleotides long. The record is from RefSeq and is a predicted model, not a curated record. Lineage: Eukaryota; Metazoa; Chordata; Lepidosauria; Squamata; Elapidae.